Molecule: messenger RNA, 237 nt
Organism: Caenorhabditis briggsae
Lineage: Eukaryota; Metazoa; Nematoda; Chromadorea; Rhabditida; Rhabditidae
Exons: 1
Coding region: 1-237 (78 amino acids)
Source: RefSeq, a predicted model, not a curated record
AUGCGAUUCCUCUACUCUCUCCUUUUCGUCCUCUUGGUCGCUGCUUCGAGUAUGGCAAUUAUUUCUCAGGAUCAACGUUCUGGAAUAGUUAGAGUGGACACAACUUGUUCCCUAUCAAGAAAAGUUCCUUUGCAGAACGGCUACGCUCAGAAAACUGCUUUAGUUGAUGUCCCAGGAGAGAUUCAGCCAGAAGGUGUCACCGGACAACCGAGAUUCGUCAAGCAGACUGUGGGAUAA